AUGCUACCGGGUGUUCUCCCUCCCCCCUCUUGCCCUCUGUUGCUUCUGCUGCUGCGGCCGACCUCGUUGGCUUCGAGUCGGUCGGCGCUGCGUCUGCCCCUAGCGGGUAACGCCGCACCAACAAGGGCAAGGGGGGCAAGGGCGUUGGAGGGACUGGCGAGGGCGGUGGAGGUGGUGGUGGAGGCAGUGGAGGCGGAGGAGGCGGCGGCGGUGGCGGAGGGAGCGGAGGCGGCGGAGGUGGCGGAGGCGGAGGAGGUGGCGGAGGCGGCAGAGGUGGCGGAGGCGGCGGAGGCAGCGGUGGAGCUGGUCGCGGAUCUGCACAGAGGAGUGGCUCCGGUGAGCACAUGGCUGCAGUGA
Messenger RNA from Closterium sp. NIES-65, 357 nucleotides. Lineage: Eukaryota; Viridiplantae; Streptophyta; Zygnematophyceae; Desmidiales; Closteriaceae. The record is from the annotation of a GenBank genome assembly.